Molecule: messenger RNA, 1768 nt
Organism: Gastrolobium bilobum
Lineage: Eukaryota; Viridiplantae; Streptophyta; Magnoliopsida; Fabales; Fabaceae
Product: mitogen-activated protein kinase homolog MMK2-like
Exons: 6
Coding region: 232-1362 (376 amino acids)
Biological process (GO): intracellular signal transduction; protein phosphorylation
Cellular component (GO): nucleus; cytoplasm
Molecular function (GO): ATP binding; MAP kinase activity
Source: RefSeq, a predicted model, not a curated record
CACCUACUCUCUCUCUCUCUCUCACAUACACAUUUUCUCUCUCCUCUACUGUGUUCAAAAACAUCGCCUAGAAAUGUCAAAUUAGACUUCUACUUCUACCGACACUUACCUUCCAAAUUCAGCACACCCCACUUUACCAAUUUAGCUCCCUUCUCUUAAAAAUCCUUGCUUUCUUUGUUGUGUCUCUUUCCCAUUUUUUCUGGUUUUGGAUUCUGACCUUCAACACCAGACAUGUCUCUUGAGUCAGCUACAGCUUCAGCUGAACACAAUAACAUCAGAGGAGUUCCCACUCAUGGUGGACGCUAUGUUCAAUACAAUAUCUAUGGCAACCUCUUCGAGGUCUCCAGGAAAUAUGUCCCUCCUAUCCGACCUGUGGGAAGAGGAGCUUAUGGUAUUGUUUGUGCUGCUGUAAAUGCGGAGACACUUGAAGAAGUUGCCAUUAAGAAGGUUGGCAAUGCAUUUGACAACAGAAUAGAUGCCAAAAGGACCUUACGAGAAAUUAAACUUCUUCGGCACAUGGAUCACGAAAAUGUGAUAGCCCUUAAAGACAUUAUACGACCACCACAGAAGGAGAACUUCAAUGAUGUGUACAUUGUUUAUGAGUUAAUGGAUACUGAUUUGCAUCAAAUAAUUCGUUCCAAUCAACCAUUGACUGAUGAUCAUUGUCGGUAUUUUCUGUAUCAGUUGUUACGAGGACUCAAAUAUGUACACUCAGCAAAUGUUCUACACCGUGAUCUAAAGCCUAGCAACUUGCUACUGAAUGCCAAUUGUGAUCUUAAGAUUGGAGACUUUGGUCUUGCUAGAACUACGUCUGAAACUGAUUUUAUGACUGAGUAUGUGGUUACUCGAUGGUACCGAGCUCCAGAAUUGCUUCUUAAUUGUUCAGAAUAUACUGCAGCGAUUGAUAUAUGGUCUGUUGGUUGCAUCCUUGGUGAAAUCAUGACAAGACAACCCCUAUUUCCUGGGAAAGAUUAUGUUCAUCAGCUCAGAUUGAUCACAGAGCUCAUAGGUUCACCGGAUGACACUAGCCUUGGAUUUCUACGAAGUGAUAAUGCUCGUAGAUAUGUAAGACAGCUUCCUCAAUAUCCAAAGCAACAGUUUGCUGCUAGAUUUCCCAAUAUGUCUCCUGGUUCUGUUGAUUUGUUAGAGAAGAUGCUUAUCUUUGAUCCAAACAGACGCAUUACAGUUGAGGAGGCUCUGUGCCACCAAUACUUGGCACCACUCCAUGAUAUUAACGAGGAACCUGUUUGUCCUAGACCUUUCAGUUUUGAUUUUGAGCAACCGUCUUUCACUGAAGAGGAUAUCAAGGAACUCAUCUGGAGAGAGUCUGUGAAGUUCAAUCCCGAUCCACCUAUUUAUUGAGAUUUUGCAUUUGCUGUUGUAUGUGCAUAGUAAAAUCCUAGAUGACUGAUUUACAAGACUACUGAGAAGUUGUCAGUUCUCCACUAAAGUAUUAAACAUGAUGGUCAUAUUGAGAUUUUUUAGGUAAAUUAUAUCGAGAUUCAAUGAGACUGGUGUGAGGUUGGUUGUCUUUUAUUUAAUUCUUAGCUCACAUUCUUGGAUGAUUGUAUUGUUGAGAUGUCCUGUUGGAAUGAUCCGAAGCUAAGCAGCAUUACUCAAAAGGUUUCAGCAGGAAUAUCCAGGAGCUCUGACUCCUUGUUGGUCUAUUUCUAUCUUUCAGCUUAGACUAGGGGCAACAGUUAAAAGACUCACAAAAAUUAGACAAGAAAACAUUUCAUUUGUGGGGACAGACAUUAUGCGCAUUGUA